Messenger RNA from Kluyveromyces lactis, 2046 nucleotides. RefSeq names its product endopolyphosphatase (gene PPN1). NCBI's taxonomy places the organism in Eukaryota, Fungi, Ascomycota, Saccharomycetes, Saccharomycetales, Saccharomycetaceae. Gene Ontology annotation, molecular function: exopolyphosphatase activity; endopolyphosphatase activity. The transcript has a single exon. Gene Ontology annotation, biological process: polyphosphate catabolic process. The record is from RefSeq and is a predicted model, not a curated record. Gene Ontology annotation, cellular component: fungal-type vacuole; membrane. Bases 1 to 2046 code for a protein of 681 amino acids.
AUGAAAGAAUUACAGUUGCCGGAAAAGAGGAAGUCUAACACAGGCCUGUCAUGGUUUCCUUCUCCUAGAAUAUUGCAAGUAUUUCUUGUACUUUUAGGGGCGAUAGUUGCAUUUUUAAGUUUUUCUGCGACAUCUAGUAUUAUUUCUUCAUCGCCCAAGCAUCAUUCGUGCCAUGAUAAUGUUGAAGAGGCUGCCGUCAAAUACCAUUAUUCGACCAUUUCUAGUGAUGAAUUGCCCAUUUCCAACGAGAGACUGGCGUCCCUUGGAUUGACCCCAAACCAACCUGUAAAAAUUACCGAUAUUGGAGGUAAAGAGAAAAGCAUUAAGGGAAGAUUCCUUCAUAUUACAGAUAUGCAUCCUGAUCUGUAUUACAAGGAAAACACAUCAAUUGACGAUACUUGUCAUAGGGGUAAACCAAAAAAUGAUGGAGAUAGGGCUGCGAGGUUUGGUAAUGCAAUGAAAGGAUGUGAUGGCCCUCCGGAUUUGAUGUACUAUACAUUGGAUUGGAUUCACAAAAAUUUGAGUGAUGAAAUUGAUUUUAUCAUAUGGACUGGUGAUAAUGUUAGACAUGAUAAUGACCGUAGGAUCCCGAGAACUGAACAACAAAUUUUUGACAUGAAUAGACAGGUUAGUGAACUUUUCUUGAAGACUUUUAAAGAUCAUGAGUCUGACGAUCCAAGGGAUCUCAAAGUCAAAAUUAUACCGUCCUUAGGGAACAACGACGUUUUCCCACAUAACUUGUUUUCUCCAGGUCCCACAUUACAAACCAGAGAACUAUACGAUAUUUGGAGCCAGUUCAUACCACCAGCGCAACAAAAUACAUUCGAUAGAUAUGCUUCCUUUUUUGUGGAAGCGAUCCCUGGGAAACUAGCCGUUAUAUCGCUCAAUACUUUGUAUAUGUUCAAGGGCAACCCAUUGGUGGAUAACUGUAGUAAUAAAAAGCAACCUGGGUACAAAAUGCUCCUUUGGGUAGGGUUCACUUUACAGGAAUUGAGAGACAGAGGUAUGAAGGUUUGGCUCAGUGGACAUGUUCCACCAAUUCCAAAGAAUUUCGAUUCAUCAUGCUCUGACAAGUUAGCGUUAUGGUUACACGAAUACAGUGACAUAAUUAUUGGAGGUUUCUAUGGGCAUAUGAACAUGGACCAUUUCAUACCCGUUGAUGGUGAAAAAGCUUGGGAUGAUAUUGCAAAUAGUAUGGCUAUUUCUGAAUAUUCGGGAUUUUUUGAACAAGAUUUCCUAGAAGAUGCUAUUGCAGCAAGAGAAAUUAGGGCUGAAGGUGCCAAACCUGUCAAGAAGGUUAAUUACAUGAAUGGUGUACGAGAUGCUUAUUAUUCCAGGAUUUCAGAAGAUGUCAAGAAACUUUCUGAGAAAGAUCCGCUGUAUGAAAGGUAUAGUAUAGUGCACAUCGGUACCUCUAUUAUUCCUACAUUUAACCCUGGGUUCAGGAUAUGGGAGUAUAAUAUCACUGAAUUACAAACAGAGGAGGAAGUUCUCCAUUCUCACCAACCUUGGGACUCCUUUUUUGAGCAUUUGGAUGUUGAAAUUCAAAAGAUAAUUGAAGAAGCGGAAGAAGCGGAAGAAGUCGAAGCAUUUGAAGAUGAUGAACAGAUAGACUCUGAAAUUCCUGAUGUCCUGAUUUCAAAGAAGAAGAAGAAGAAGGGCAAGAAGGGCAAGAAAAACAAGAAUAGCAAGAAUUGGUGGAAAACUGACAAAACUUUCCCCAAGAAGAAACCCAAGAACCUUCCUCCAGGCCCAGCCUACGAAAAUCAACUGUUCUCGCCACUACGGUUUGUUCAAUAUUAUGCAGACUUGAAAGAAAUCGACAAACAGUAUUUGAAAUUGCUCAAGGAAGGUAAAAGUGAAGACGAAGCAGCAUCAAUUGCUUUCAAAUAUCAAAUAGAAUAUGCCUCUGACGACAAACCAUACCCAAUGAAAACUACAUUAGUAAAGGACUACAUUGAACUAGCGUCUGAAUUAAGUGGAAACGAUAAACUAUGGGACACAUUUUUAGAAAGAGCAUUCUGUUCAAGUGGAUACGAAGAUUGA